Messenger RNA from Ailuropoda melanoleuca (giant panda), 939 nucleotides. RefSeq names its product olfactory receptor 6C1-like. Gene Ontology annotation, biological process: G protein-coupled receptor signaling pathway. Lineage: Eukaryota; Metazoa; Chordata; Mammalia; Carnivora; Ursidae. Gene Ontology annotation, cellular component: membrane. The transcript has a single exon. The record is from RefSeq and is a predicted model, not a curated record. Gene Ontology annotation, molecular function: olfactory receptor activity; G protein-coupled receptor activity. The coding region runs from base 1 to 939 and encodes 312 amino acids.
AUGAGAAACCGCACAGAACUACGAGAGUUCAUCCUCCUGGGCUUGUCAAAUGACCCACAGCUUCAGGGGGGGAUCUUCGUCUUUCUGUUCAUCGCCUACAUGCUCAGCAUCAUGGGGAACCUGACCAUUAUCACCCUUACCCUGCUGUCCUUGCUAGAGGUUUCAUUCACAACUGUCAGCAUACCCAAGUUCCUGGGCACCCUGAUUACAGGACAUAAAACCAUUUCCUUUAAUGAUUGCAUGGCUCAGUUCUUUUUUUUCAUUCUGUUGGGAGUCACUGAAUUUUACCUCCUGGCUGCCAUGUCCUAUGACCGUUACAUUGCCAUCUGCAAACCUCUGCAUUACAUGUCCUAUGACCGUUACAUUGCCAUCUGCAAACCUCUGCAUUACAUGACCAUCAUGAAUCCCAGAGUCUGCAUACUCCUUGUCUUUGCUUCUUGGCUGGCUUCAUUCUUAAUCAUAUUCCCAUCACUCAUGCUGUUCAUACAGCUUGAUUACUGUAAGUCCCAUGUUAUAGACCAUUUCACCUGUGAUUAUUUCCCCUUACUACACCUUUCUUGUUCAGACACAAAGUUCCUAGAGAUAGUGGGUUUUUCCUGUGCUGUGUUUACUCUUCUGUUCACUUUGGCAAUAAUAAUUCUGUCCUACGUAUAUAUCAUCAGAACGAUUGUGAGGCUUCCUUCUGCUAGUCAGAGGACAAAGGCCUUUUCCACAUGUUCAUCCCACAUGAUUGUCAUCUCCAUCUCCUAUGGCAGCUGCAUUUUCAUGUACAUUAAUCCAGCAGCAAAAGACAGAGUGUCUCUGAGCAAGGGAGUUGCUGUGCUGAACACCUCAGUAGCCCUCAUGCUGAACCCCUUUAUUUACAGCUUAAGGAACCAGCAAGUCAAGCGAGCCUUCAUAGACAGGGCAAGGAAGAUUGUAUAUUUCUCAAGCAAGUGA